AUGGGUUUGGACGAUACCGAUGCUGUUAAAGCUAAAGGAAAUUGUCAAUCGGAGAAGAAAUCUAGCGAGAGUGAGAAGAAUAUGAAGACGAGGAAUAAGAAGAAAAACAAUGGUGAUAUCAGUAAAGGUGAAGAAUUGAGAAAAGCAGUCGAAGAAGAAGAAGAAGAAGAAGAAAGAGAAGCAAAUGGGUGUUGGGUCAAAUUCAGGUUUAUGAUUGGUUGCAUACCUUCAAAAUCAGAUGUUGAUGCUUCUUCUUCUUCUCUCUAUGCCACUACCAGCACCGCUACAACAAUGGAAAGUAAAUCAGCAAAUGAGAAAUCAAAUGAUCAUCAACCAGUUGGUCCAGUUUCUUCGACAACAACAACAAGCAACGCAGAGAGCUCUUCAUCAACUCCAAUGAUAAGCGAAGAGCUCAAGCUUUACUCUAACCUGAGGAAGUUUACUUUCAAUGAUCUUAAGCUAGCAACUAGGAAUUUCAGACCUGAGAGUCUUCUCGGAGAAGGAGGUUUUGGUUGUGUCUUUAAAGGAUGGAUCGAAGAAAACGGAACUGCUCCUGUUAAACCUGGUACUGGACUUACAGUAGCAGUCAAAACCUUAAAUCCUGAUGGACUUCAAGGUCACAAAGAAUGGCUUGCUGAGAUUAAUUUCCUUGGUAACCUUCUCCAUCCAAAUCUAGUCAAGCUCGUCGGUUACUGCAUCGAAGAUGAUCAAAGGCUGCUUGUUUACGAGUUUAUGCCUCGAGGAAGCUUGGAGAAUCACCUUUUCAGAAGGUCGUUGCCUCUUCCUUGGUCUAUCCGGAUGAAGAUUGCAUUAGGUGCUGCUAAAGGUCUCAGCUUCCUCCAUGAAGAAGCCUUGAAGCCUGUUAUCUAUAGAGAUUUCAAAACGUCCAACAUUUUACUUGAUGCUGACUACAAUGCAAAGCUAUCAGAUUUCGGACUGGCCAAAGAUGCUCCUGAUGAAGGCAAAACCCAUGUUUCUACUCGAGUUAUGGGCACAUAUGGUUACGCAGCUCCUGAGUAUGUAAUGACUGGUCACUUGACAUCAAAGAGCGAUGUCUAUAGCUUCGGUGUGGUUCUGCUCGAAAUGCUGACCGGACGAAGAUCAAUGGACAAAAACCGGCCAAACGGUGAGCACAACUUAGUGGAAUGGGCAAGACCGCAUCUCCUUGACAAGAGAAGGUUUUACCGGUUACUUGAUCCGAGGCUUGAGGGUCAUUUCUCAAUCAAGGGUGCUCAAAAGGUGACUCAGCUAGCUGCACAAUGUCUUAGCCGUGACCCCAAGAUUAGGCCAAAAAUGAGUGAUGUCGUCGAAGCGCUUAAGCCACUUCCUCACCUCAAAGACAUGGCAAGCUCUUCUUACUACUUUCAGACAAUGCAAGCCGAGCGUUUGAAGAAUGGGUCAAGUCGAUCUCAGGGAGGAGGAGGAAGCGGGUUUGGUUCAAGAAACGGGCAGCCACAACCUGUGUUGCGGACACUGUCUAGUCCUCAUGGUCAACAUGGUUCUUCGCCUUAUCGACAUCAGAUUCCUUCUCCGAAGCCUAAAGGAGCAACUACAUAG
Microthlaspi erraticum is the source of this 1557-nucleotide messenger RNA. NCBI's taxonomy places the organism in Eukaryota, Viridiplantae, Streptophyta, Magnoliopsida, Brassicales, Brassicaceae. The record is from the annotation of a GenBank genome assembly.